Trichobilharzia szidati is the source of this 3194-nucleotide messenger RNA. The record is from the annotation of a GenBank genome assembly. Lineage: Eukaryota; Metazoa; Platyhelminthes; Trematoda; Strigeidida; Schistosomatidae.
CUAACUUAUAGAGUACCGCGUGACCUUCAGUGAUCCAGCGAAUAGGAGACACACGCGUUUUAGUCCACGGCGCGUUUUUUGGAUAUUUCUAGUGAUGUUUUAUUUUUGCCUAGUGAAAUAUCCAACACGCCUAUAUGUGUGUUUGGUACUGAUAUAUAUCCUCUCUGUUUGUUCAGGAACAUCAGAGGAUUUAAGAUCAAAGAAAAAGAGUGGUGGUGUUGACGUUCAAACAGCUCAAGAAAAAAAGAAAGUUAAAAGUGACCUAGAACAUUUGGAUGAUCCGGAAACUGUUGAGAAAUUCCUACGUGAUUUUCUAGAACCUGAUUUAUUAUUCUCUCAAAUUUUAAAGGAUAAAGAAGAUCCAGAUGUUAGCUCAGAGUCAAUAGAUAGUCCAUUAGACACACAUGUAAAAGAUGGAGACCAAGAAUCAACAGAUGAUAUUAUGCUCGAAUGGAGUACUAAUGAUGUUACAACUGACGGGACUUCAUCGGUCGAUGAUGAUAACUCAGAAAAAAAGACCGACCCAUUAUCAAAUGAAGAAGAGACUCAGGAAUCAAGUGUACCUCAACAUUUGUAUGAAGAAGCUAUGAAUCUUUUGGAGAAAGGAGACAUUCAGUCAUCUGCUGGCAAAAGUGCUCUGGAACUAUUAAACGAGGCCUCCAGACAGGGUUAUACAAAGGCUCAAGAACAGCUUGCUUUGCUGACAUUACUUGCAGGUCAUACACCAGAUCCUUUUCACAAUGCUUAUUCAGCAUUCGAGCAACUAUCCAAUAGUGGAAAUCCUCGUGGUCAAUUCGGUUUGGGGUUUUUGUAUGCAUCCGGAUUACAUGUUAACGCAAGCAUUCCACAUGCCUUGAUAUAUUUUACAUUUGCUGCUCUCGGAGGAGAUAACUUUGCAGAUAUGGCACUGGGUUAUCGUUAUUGGACGGGCGUGGGUGUUGAGGAAGACUGUGAAGCAGCACUAACACAUUAUCAUCGAGUGGCCAAAGUUGUCUUUAAUGAAGUAUCUGAACGUUCUGAAGCUGGGGGUCCAACUCUCCUUGGACCUAUGGUACGGCGUGCACGUCUACUGGACGAAGUGGAUACGAAUAGUCAGGAUGGAGACCUUACAAUUAGCGAAGACUUAUUCCAGUAUUAUCAGUUUAUGGCGUAUAAAAAGAAUGUCAGUGCAAUGAUUGGCUUGGGUCAGUUAUACUAUUAUGGUAGACACGGCGUUGAAAUGGAUCACGAAAAAGCCUUCUACUACUUCAAUCUGGCUGCAGAAUCUGGAAGUGCUAUAGCUAUGGCUUAUUUAGGCGAGAUGUACAUGGUUGGUAGCGCUGCUGUUCCUGCAGAUUCAGCGAAAGCUUUGAAGUAUUUACGCAAGUCAGCUGAAGAAAACAAUCCAAUCGGACAAACAGGUUUGGCACUAGCUUAUCUACACGGCCGCGCCGGUUUACCAGCUAAACCAGUCACUGCAAUGGAGUUAUUCUUAAAAGCUGCUGAUCAGGGUUGGCCUGAAGCGCAAUUGUAUCUUGGUCGACUCUUCUUAGGUACCCAUGGAAUAAAAGCAGACUAUAAACUAGCCUUAAAAUACUUUACUAUGGCAUCACAACAGGGUAAUGUGAUGGCUUUCUAUCAUUUGGCUGAGAUGCAUGCAAAAGGUACAGGAGUAUUACGAUCAUGUAGCACUGCUGCUGAACUUUUUAAAAAUGUAGCUGAACGUGGUCGUUGGUCAAAAAUGUUCAUGUCUGCAUAUUCUGCUUUCCGUAAUCGCCGUUAUCAUGAGGCAUUUGUUACAUAUCAACUUUUAGCAGAAUUAGGUUAUGAAGUGGCUCAGAGUAAUGUGGCAUUUAUUUUAGAAGAAGAUAAAGCUCCAGGUAUACCAAAACAUGAACUUCAUAAACGUGCGUUUACUCAAUGGCAAAGAUCAGCAACACAAGGUUCAACAAGUUCGCGUGUAAAGUUGGGUGACUAUUACUACUAUGGACUUGGUACUGAUGCUAAUUAUCAGAAGGCUAUCCAACAUUAUCGAAUUGCCUCUGAUCUGCAUCACAAUGCACAAGCUAUGUUUAACUUGGGUUACAUGCAUGAACAAGGAUUAGGGCUGAAACGAGAUCUUCAUUUGGCCAAACGAUUUUACGAUAUGGCUGCUGAAGCCUCUAUUGAUGCACGGAUAGCUGUGUGCCUGGCUCUAAUACGCCUUGCAUUUUAUUUUGCUAUGGAGUUUUUCAGUGAAUCCAGCUUUUUCAAUUACAUUGGACGUAUGUUUAAUAGUAAAUCAUCGGAGAAUUCAGAAUCGAGUUACACUGCUGACUCAUCCUCAUCACCGUCUAUGCCAAGUACAACAAAUCCUAAAACAUCUAUGGAUUGGGAUUUUUAUGCAAUACCAUUUUUAGCUGGAUUAUUAUUACUAUUUAUUUUUUAUAUUAGACAUAGAAGAAUUUAAUAUGCCUUUAAAUAUUUGUACAUGUAAUUGUUUCUUUUGUGUGUGCGUUGGUCAUGAUUUUGAGAAUGAAUUCAAGUUUUUUUGAAUGUAUGUGUGUUGAUGCCGCAGAUUUCAAAGUUGUGAUAAACUACUUUGUUUCUUUUUUUUCUUCUUUCUCUUGUCCAUCUCUUUUCUAAUCUCAAUACUUUUUUUCUGUUUUGAUUUUUUAAAAUUUUUAAUAUGGACAUUUAUGUCUAUAGAAUGUAAAGUUAACUCUCCCGCUCCUUCCUUUGCUCACUUUUGUGUAUGUGCACUUUGUCCAAGCUUCUUGCUUGCACGUUGUUCUUUCUCUCUUUUUCAAAGAAUUUAUCUCCCGUCACCAAAUGUGUUUGCCUUUAUCGCCAUGUGGUGUAUCUUUCCCCUGCAGAUACGACUGCAUACAUGCAUAUGUAAUAAUGUUUUCUUUAACUUGUAUCUUCUUCAUCAAUGCGAAUUCAGGAAUCUUCUUCUCUUUUUUGUCAAUAAACUGUUGAAAAUAAUUUUUAACAAGUGAUAAAAAAUUCAAGGCCUGUCUUUUAAAAAAAGGUAUCUUGGGUCACCUAAAUUAAUUAGUAAGUCGCUGAUGAAACCACUUAUUGUAGGAAGUAAAGUAGUUGAACACUAUCUAAGAAGAGCGCCUAGUCAUUUACGCAAAACAUCUUGAUUAUUUUGUUUGCUAAUCGUUGAUGCCUAGUUUCUUACUUGGAAGAAAAAAUAAUACAACACACAAAUGGUUACUUAUUUCGCU